CCGCCUGCUCAAACAAACCAGCCCAGCCGCGGCGUUUCCUCUUCGCCUACGGCCGUUCCUCUGCUCACGCCUCGACCGUCACAUCUAUCUACUCCGUCUCUCUCUGUUCUUGUGCCGGCAUGGCGGAGCAGCUCAUCUCCACGGCCGUGCACCACACGCUGCCCGACAGCUACGUCAGGUCGGAGGCGGACCGGCCGCGCCUGGACGAGGUCGUGCCCGACGCCGACAUCCCCGUCGUCGACCUCGCCAACCCCGACCGCGCCGCCGUCGUCGCCCAGAUCGGCGCCGCCUGCAGCUCCCACGGCUUCUUCCAGGUGCUCAACCACGGGCUGCCGCUUGAGGUCAUGCUGGCAGCGAUGGCGGUGGCGCACGACUUCUUCCGCCUCUCGCCGGAGGAGAAGGCCAAGCUCUACUCCGACGACCCGGCCAAGAAGAUGCGCCUCUCCACCAGCUUCAACGUGCGCAAGGAGACCGUGCACAACUGGCGCGACUACCUCCGCCUGCACUGCCACCCGCUCGAGCAGUUCGUCCCGGAGUGGCCUGCCAAUCCGCCGCCCUUCAGGGAUGUCAUGAGCACAUACUGCAAGGAGGUCCGGCAGCUCGGGUUCCGGCUCUACGCCAUGAUUUCGGAGAGCCUGGGGCUGGAGCAGGACUACAUCAAGAAGGUCCUCGGCGAGCAGGAGCAGCACAUGGCGGUGAACUUCUACCCAAAGUGCCCGUCGCCGGAGCUGACCUACGGGCUCCCGGCGCACACGGACCCCAACGCCCUCACCAUCCUGAUGAUGGACGAGCAGGUCGCCGGGCUGCAGGUGCUCAAGGAAGGUCGGUGGAUCGCCGUCAACCCGCGGCCCAACGCGCUCGUCAUCAAUCUCGGCGACCAGCUGCAGGCGCUGAGCAACGGGAGAUAUAAGAGCGUGUGGCACCGCGCCGUGGUGAACUCGGACAAGCCAAGGAUGUCCAUCGCCUCCUUCCUCUGCCCCUGCAACAGCGUCAAGCUUGGCCCCGCGGAGAAGCUCAUCGGCGAGAAGUCGCCGGCGGUCUACAGAAACUACACCUACGACGAGUACUACAAGAAGUUCUGGAGCAGGAACCUGGACCAGGAGCACUGCCUGGAGCUCUUCAGAACCUAGUUUCUUUUUCUUCGAUAUAAAAGAAGCGUGCUACCCCCACGAAAACGAUAUAAAAGAAGCGUGCUACCCCCACGAAAACGGUAAGACACAUAACGAGGGGAAGCACCUUCAGAAACUAGAACCUAGCUAGACAAUGGGAGAAAAUCCGGACGGUUUUUUGCCCUUCUCGUUUUCAGUCAUCGCCACGUUUUGUGGGUCGUUAGGGGUCGUUAUUGCCACAUCCUCGUUUUUUGGCCGUGUGCGUGCAUCGGGAUGCAAAUUUCUAACGUUCAGGGGUGCCUGUGGACCCUCUUAGUUCAACCGAAUGAAGUAAAUUAUCAAAAGUGCUGUGAUGUUUGAAAUUUAGUUCAUUUGGUUGAACUAAAAAGGGUCAGGGACCCCAGCGUGCGUACCAUGAUGGAGUUUUCCCUUUUUUGCGAGGGGUACCAUGAUGGAGUUGAUAAAGGCGAAGUUCUAGUUUGAAUUAUGCGAAAAAUAUAGUACUAGUAGCUACUCUUGUUUCUUAUAAUGAUUUAUAUCUACUAGUUGUAAGAACUGAAACGGAAUAAAGGGCUGUUUUUUGUAGCUCGUACCAUUAUAUUGUA
Triticum aestivum (bread wheat) is the source of this 1714-nucleotide messenger RNA. RefSeq names its product flavanone 3-dioxygenase 2. The coding region runs from base 120 to 1130 and encodes 336 amino acids. The record is from RefSeq and is a predicted model, not a curated record. The transcript is spliced from 5 exons. Lineage: Eukaryota; Viridiplantae; Streptophyta; Magnoliopsida; Poales; Poaceae.